AUGGCCGCCCCCCCUAGCCCGGCCCCGACCCCCAACCUGCUGCGUGAGCUGGAGGGCAGGUCCAAGGAGCUGAUAGACAGGCUGGAGCAGGGCGUGCAGGCAGAGAUCCAGGCCCAGCGUGACCGCGUGCACCGCCUGGUGCUGGAUACCCCGCUCCCCGUGCUCCAACGCCGCGGUCUGGUGCUGGUGGGCCUGGCGGCCGCGCCCUGCGGCACCCUGCACACCGACCUGCUCGUCCGGCUGACCCCGCCCGAGGGCACGCUCCUCUCCCGCCACUCCUUUGUUCCCGGCCAGCCCGUGGUGUUGUUGGCCUCGGAGUCGGGGCAGCCCGCCGGCCCCGUCCUAGACGCCACAGUGGUCUCCCAGCAUGGCCUCAAGUGGCUGACGGUGGCGGUGGGCGGCGCCGGCGCGGCGGCGGUGCUGGACCCCGGCGCGCGCCGGCGCUGGCGCAUGGACGCGGGCCCCUGCCUGGCGCCGCUGCAGCGCCAGCUGGACGCGCUGGGCGCACUGGGCCGGCUGGAGGGCCUGCGCCCCGGCGAGGCGCGCGUGCGCGCCGUGCUGCUCGGCGAGCCGCGUGUCGCGCGCGCUGCGGCGGCCGCCCCCCCCGCCUGGGCGCGCGACGCGCGCUGGGCGCCGGCCGUGGCCGACGCGCUGGCGCGCUGCGGCGCGCUCAACCCCUCCCAGCGCGCCGCGGUGGGCGCCGCGCUGGGCGCCACCUUCUCGCUCUGGCAGGGCCCGCCGGGGACGGGGAAGACGCAGACGCUGCUGGCGCUGAUCCAGGUGGCGCUGGCUGCGGGCCGCGCCGCGCGCUGCGGGCCGGGGCCCAUCCUGGCGGUGGCCGAGACCAAUGCGGGCGCGGACAACCUGCUGGAGGGCCUGCGCGCGCGCGGCGUUGCGGCGGUACGCGUCGGCCAGCCAGCGCGCGUGCGCCCGGACCUGCGCGCGCUGACGCUGGAUGCACUGAGCGAGCGGACGGGCGAGGGCGCGCGGGCGGUGAAGCUGCGCGAGCGUGCCUCGGCGCUGCUCAUGCGCGGGCGCGACCGCGCGCCCCUGGUGGGCUCCAGCGCGGGCUCCUCCCUGACCCACACCUACAACAACACGCUGGAGGCGCAGGCCGCGCUGGCGCUGGCUGAGGCCAUAUCCGCGGCGGACCCCAGCGUGCGCAGCGUGGCGAUCCUCACGCCCUACGCCGGCCAGGCGGCCAGCCUGCUGCGCCACGCCGACCCGACCCGCCUGCGCAUCGCGCGCCCCGCCGACGCCGAGGGCGACGGCGCGCUGGCCGCGCCGGACUGCGCCGACGCGCGGGGCGCCCGGCCGCGCGGGCCGCUGGUCUGCAUCAGCACCAUCGACGGGUUCCAGGGCCGCGAGGCGGACGUGGUCCUGCUCAGCACCACGCGCACGCAGCGCCUCGGCUUCCUCGCCGACCGGCGGCGGGUGAACGUGGCCAUCACCCGCGCGCGGCGCGGGCUGGUGGUCCUGGGCUGCUCCGCGCUCCUCCGCACCCACCCUGUGUGGAGGGAGUGGCUGCGGGAGGCGGGGCACGUGCCGGAGGCGCAGCCGCAGCGCGCGGAGCGCGGCGGCAGGCGGCCCAGGAUCUCGGCCGACCCUGGCUGUUACGGCAGCGGCUGCGGCGUGGAGGAGAUUUUUUUGUGA
Messenger RNA from Auxenochlorella protothecoides, 1653 nucleotides. Its product is annotated as putative ATP-dependent helicase. The transcript is spliced from 4 exons. The record is from RefSeq and is a predicted model, not a curated record. Gene Ontology annotation, molecular function: 5'-3' DNA helicase activity. Bases 1 to 1653 code for a protein of 550 amino acids. NCBI's taxonomy places the organism in Eukaryota, Viridiplantae, Chlorophyta, Trebouxiophyceae, Chlorellales, Chlorellaceae.